This is a messenger RNA of Dibothriocephalus latus, 447 nucleotides long. NCBI's taxonomy places the organism in Eukaryota, Metazoa, Platyhelminthes, Cestoda, Diphyllobothriidea, Diphyllobothriidae. The record is from the annotation of a GenBank genome assembly.
AGGGUAUACGGUCAUCUCAAACCUAGAUUACGUAUAGUACGGCCGAGACUGUUUCUGGGAAUACAAUACUCCUUUUAUAUAUCUGGCAUUCUCCUUCCACAGCGGGCUAAAAUGGAACGGUUGAGUGAUUUGGACCGAUCAACAAGUCUUCAACCUCUUCUCUCGCCGGCAUGUGGUUGGCAUAUAGACACAACACAUCGUUCUGGUGACGCCAUCAAACAACAGUUCAUCUUCAAGAAUUUUGACCGCGCUUUCGACUUUAUGACAGCGGUCGCCGAGAAGGCGAAGCUCCUGAACCAUCACCCAGAGUGGUUUAAUGUGUACAAUAAGGUGGAGAUUACUCUGACCACUCAUGAUGCUGGUGGCCUGUCAAAAAAGGAUAUCGAAUUGGCCACCUUCAUUUCUGAGCAGGCCCGUAAUUUUGGUGCUAAACCUGCUGCGAGCUGA